This is a messenger RNA of Melopsittacus undulatus (budgerigar), 1056 nucleotides long. It is a transcript of the gene GPR139, whose product is annotated as G protein-coupled receptor 139. Gene Ontology annotation, molecular function: neuropeptide receptor activity. The transcript is spliced from 2 exons. Gene Ontology annotation, cellular component: plasma membrane. Gene Ontology annotation, biological process: phospholipase C-activating G protein-coupled receptor signaling pathway. NCBI's taxonomy places the organism in Eukaryota, Metazoa, Chordata, Aves, Psittaciformes, Psittaculidae. The coding region runs from base 1 to 1056 and encodes 351 amino acids. The record is from RefSeq and is a predicted model, not a curated record.
AUGGAGCACAACCACGUCCACCUGCACAACGGGUCCCUCCUGGCGCACCACCGCUAUGGCUGCGGCUUGGGGUACGCACCUGUCGUCUACUACAGCCUGCUGCUGUGCCUCGGGCUGCCGGCAAACAUCUUGACAGUUAUCAUCCUUUCCCAGCUCGUGGCUCGCAGGCAGAAGUCCUCCUAUAACUACCUUCUAGCUUUAGCUGCUGCUGACAUCCUGGUUCUGUUCUUCAUCGUCUUUGUUGACUUCCUCAUGGAAGACUUCAUCUUAAACAAACAGAUGCCUCAGGUACUGGACAAAAUAAUUGAGGUCUUGGAGUUUUCUUCUAUCCACACCUCCAUUUGGAUUACGGUUCCGCUAACAAUCGAUAGGUAUAUAGCUGUGUGCCAUCCGCUAAAGUAUCAUACAGUCUCCUACCCUGCUCGUACUCGAAAAGUCAUUGUAAGUGUCUACAUCACCUGCUUUUUGACCAGCAUUCCCUACUACUGGUGGCCUAACAUUUGGAUUGAAGACUACAUAAGCACAUCAAUGCAUCACGUCCUCAUCUGGAUCCAUUGCUUUACCGUUUACUUGGUGCCCUGCUCCAUCUUCUUCAUCCUGAAUUCCAUCAUCGUGUACAAGCUGCGUCGAAAGAGCCAUUUCCGACUGCGAGGGUACUCCACAGGGAAAACAACAGCCAUUUUGUUUACUAUAACUUCUAUUUUUGCUAUACUUUGGGCACCAAGAGUAAUCAUGAUAUUGUAUCACCUCUACGUGUCACCUAUAAACAACAGCUGGGUGGUACAUAUUGUGUCGGACAUUGCCAAUAUGCUCGCGCUGCUGAACACUGCAAUUAAUUUCUUCCUCUACUGUUUUAUUAGCAAAAGAUUUCGCACAAUGGCAGCUGCCACGCUGAAAGCCUUCUUUAAGUGUCAGAAGCAACCUGUGCAAUUCUAUACAAACCAUAACUUUUCCAUAACAAGCAGCCCUUGGAUUUCCCCAGCCAAUUCGCACUGCAUCAAAAUGCUUGUUUACCAGUAUGAUAAGAAUGGAAAGCCUAUAAAAAUAUCACCAUGA